UCCCUCAUUGUUUAGUGACAUAAUUCCAAAUCACCUAAAUCCCAUUUGAAUAUGAUUAAAGUUCUGUUAUCACAAUCUGUCAUUCCAGAAAUUAAUCCAAAGGCUCAUGAGCAUGGGAGCCUCAGAUUCUUCUACAAGCUCCCAAUCCCUAAUUGAACAUCAACAACAAGAACUAGAAUCACAGCCUCAAAUUACCACCAAGAAUCCCAAAAAACUUGCCCUUAUCCCACUAGUUUUCCUUAUCUAUUUUGAGGUCUCUGGAGGUCCUUAUGGUGAAGAACCAGCAGUUGGUGCAGCUGGUCCACUCUUUGCCAUUCUUGGCUUCCUCAUCUUCCCAUUCAUUUGGAGCAUCCCUGAGGCCCUUGUCACCGCUGAGCUGGCCACCGCCUUCCCCGGAAAUGGUGGUUUUGUCAUCUGGGCACACCAGGCCUUUGGACCCUUCUGGGGCUCCCUAAUGGGAUCUUGGAAAUUCCUCAGUGGAGUCAUCAAUUUAGCUUCAUAUCCUAUUCUUUGUGUUGACUAUCUCAAGCUGGUAAUCCCAAUUUUCUCUUCAGGCCUUCCUCGUUUUUUCGCAAUAUUUGUAUCAACUGUAGUGCUCUCAUGUUUGAAUUAUUCUGGUUUGAGUAUUGUUGGUUACACUGCAGUAGGUUUAGGAAUAGUGUCACUAUGUCCAUUUAUAGUAAUGUCUUUGGUUGCAAUUCCCAAGAUUGAUCCUAGCAGAUGGAUCAGUUUGGGUCAAAAGGGUGUGGAAAAGGAUUGGACUUUGUAUAUAAACACCUUAUUCUGGAACUUAAAUUUUUGGGACAAUGCUAGUACAUUAGCUGGUGAAGUUGAACAACCCCAAAAGAUGUACCCAAAAGCACUUUUUUCAGCUGGCAUUCUCACAUGUUUGGGGUACAUAGUUCCUCUCCUAGCUGCAACUGGUGCUAUUCCACUUGAACAAGAAGAUUGGGUUGAUGGAUAUUUAGCUUCAGCUGGAGAAGUGAUUGCUGGCAAAUGGUUGAAAUACUGGAUCGAAAUUGGUGCUGUUUUAUCAGUCAUUGGACUGUUUGAAGCUCAGUUAAGUAGCUGUGCAUACCAGCUUUUGGGCAUGGCAGACUUGGGGAUUUCACCGCUAAUUUUUGGGUCACGGUCCAAAUGGUUCAACACACCUUGGUUAGGAAUUCUCAUUUCAACAGUUUUCGCACUAUCGGUUUCUUACUUGGAUUUCGCAGACAUUAUAUCUUCUGCCAAUUUCCUGUACAGUUUGGGAAUGCUAUUAGAAUUUGCAUCUUUUCUUUGGUUGAGAGUGAAGUUUCCAGGUCUAGGAAGGCCAUUUAAAGUUCCAAUGGGCAUGAGAGGGUUGAUCGUCAUGUGCUUGAUUCCAUCAGGGUUUUUGGUCUAUGUUCUGGCUGUGGCUACCAAAGCUGUUUAUUUGGUUAGUGCAUUGAUGACUCUGUUUGGAAUUGUGUGGUACUUUUUUAUGAAUCUCUGCAAAUCAAAGAUGUGGUUUGAAUUUAACAAGGGUGAACAAAAAUUGGAAUACGAGGACAUGAGUGAGUGAGCUGUUCUAUGCGAGCCAUUUUGACAUUGUUGAAGUAGGAGUCUCACUUUUGAAGCUACUUGACGGCUCCUCAAUCACUCUGCUCUACUAAAAAACUUCGUAUUAGGGAUGGCAAAAAUCUUCAUCGGGUAUUCGACCCUAACGGGGAGAAAUCGGGUAACGGGGAUGGAGAUCCCCAGUAUUCGAAUUUUAAAAUCAGGUACGGGCGGUGAUGGUAUUUUAAUCCCCAUCCCCAUACCCACUUAAUAAGAAUUAUCUGAAAUAAAUAUAUAUAUAUAUAUAUAUAUAUAUAUAUAUAUAUAUAUAUAUAUAUAUAUUAUUUAUUAUAUAUAUUUUUGAUAUUAUUUAUAAAUAAAUAGUUAUGUAAACUUCAUCUUUUUGUCAAUAUUUACAUUGUGUUAAUAAAUAUGUUCAAAAAAAAAGGAAGAUUCUUUUAAUAAAAGAUCUUUAUCAACAUGUCAAUUUUCCUUGAUUGAAAUAAAAAAUUUAUUUUAUUUUGAUGUUUGAUUUUAGCUUCAUAUUUUACAAUCCAAAAUUAUUUGUAUGAAUUUUUAUAUAGUAAAUUAGUAAUAUUGUUAACGGGGAUUGGGGCGGGAACAUGGACCUAAUCCCCAAUGGGGACGGGGACGGGGACGGGGACGGGGAAUCCCCAGUAUCUUAUUACGGGGAUUGGGGCGGGUAAGGGAUGGGGAAUGAAGUCAGGUAUGAGAAUGGUAAUUCAAUCCCCUUACCUUACCCUUCCCAUUGCCAUCCCUACUUCGUAUUGAAGAGAAACCAGAUGAGCUUGUAGUUGAAAAUCCCUCAGCAACAGUAACUACUACCACUACUUCCCAGUAGCUGCACUAAAAUCCAUUGUUUGUAGUACAAUGAAUAGAACUUCCUGUCUUUUGUAAGUAAAGAUGUAAUUAAGAAGUGUUGGUUUGUAUGUUUUAACAGUUGGUAGUUCAAUGAAAAAGAUAAUCAGCUAUUCUAGUUUA
Molecule: messenger RNA, 2520 nt
Organism: Rosa rugosa (rugosa rose)
Lineage: Eukaryota; Viridiplantae; Streptophyta; Magnoliopsida; Rosales; Rosaceae
Product: probable polyamine transporter At3g13620
Exons: 1
Coding region: 107-1543 (478 amino acids)
Biological process (GO): transmembrane transport
Cellular component (GO): membrane
Molecular function (GO): transmembrane transporter activity
Source: RefSeq, a predicted model, not a curated record